Molecule: messenger RNA, 3395 nt
Organism: Aphidius gifuensis
Lineage: Eukaryota; Metazoa; Arthropoda; Insecta; Hymenoptera; Braconidae
Gene: Syn1
Product: beta-1-syntrophin
Exons: 9
Coding region: 1261-2964 (567 amino acids)
Cellular component (GO): intracellular anatomical structure; dystrophin-associated glycoprotein complex
Molecular function (GO): structural molecule activity; protein binding
Source: RefSeq, a predicted model, not a curated record
CGCUACAUACGGAUUGGAGUACGAUUUUACUCGUGUCAUUUAAUAUUCUAUCCGCGUGUUAUACUUGUCAGUUACCUUUAAAAAAAUUCUUUUAUAAAUUUUUCAUUAAAAAUUUUUUAUUUUCUCUUUUUCAUUCAAGUUUUAAUAAUAUUUUCAUAAAAUAAUGAUAAAUAAUUAUUAAACUACUAAAUUUAUAGUAAAAUUAUACUUUUUUUUUUUUUUUUUAAUCAUUUUUUUGUAGUACUAAAUAUUCUUUAUUAUUAUUCUCGUUUUUCUCUUUUUUUUUUUCGUAUGUGUGGUACUUGAAUAACUCAGUGUCGAAAAAAUAAAAAAACGGGUUAUAAAAUAAUAAUAAUAAAUAAAUAGAAAUUAGAUAAAAAAAAUAAAUUAUAUCACAAUCUAAAAAUACACGUCAUUAGUAUGAAAAAAUUUCAACAAAAUAGUGAUAAUGUGUUUUUCAUAUAUUUUUUUUUUUAAUUUCUGUUAAUUAAUAUCGUGAAUUAUUUUCUUUAAAAUUACGUGUUUAAUGUGAAUUGUGAGUGUAAAGUGAAUUAAAAAAAUAUAUUAUUUUUAAAUUAAUAUUAUUUCAAUUUUUUAUUAAAUUAAAAAUUCGUCCUUGAUUUAUUAAAUUAAAAUUUGAUCGUUAACAAUAAAUUAUUUCUUUUUCCAUUGAUAAAAAUUUACGAAAAAAAAAAAUACAAAAGUGUUUUGCUUUUAAAACUUAUGAGUAUUGUGAAGGAAAAUAAAAAAAUUAAGAAAUAUACUCAAAGUCAAAAGUGAAUGUGUACAAAUAAGUUGGUUUUUUAGUGGGGUUUAGGGGGGUAUUUGUGGACUAUCAUUGGUACAUGCCAAUUGGCCAUUGGGGACAUGUCCAGACUGAAGAGUAAACCGGUUGACGGUUAUGUCACUAAUCGAAAUGCCGAUCUUUGUGACUUGGAAUAAAAAAAAAAAUAUUAAUGAUUAUUUCAUGACAAUAAACAUCCUCACCUUAAAUAAAAAAUUUAAUAUAUAUUUAUAAACAUCCACACGGUUUAUAACAAAACAAGACAAAAAAAAAAAACGUAAAAAUAAAAAACAGGUUAAAUCUGAGUUCUAGGAGGGAUUUAUUUCGAAUUUCCCAUCAUAAUCCGGAAGUCAUAUGCCCAUUCACGCCCGUAAAACGUUUGACCUUAAAGUUUUUGUUCCUCAUUGAUUUUUCACCCUCAACAUCUUGUGGAUAUUUUUUUUUUUCUUGAGCAGUCUAUCUGCGAGGAAAUUGAAAUGGUUGAGUUAAACGGAAAUGGCCAAUCAGGCCAAGUGAGUACAGGUGGUACAUCAAGUUUAACAUCAGUACCAACAUCAUCCUCAUCAUCAUCAACAACAACAGCAGCAUCAUCAUCAACAUCCGGUCGUGCUGGUGUACUUGAAACACAAGUACGCGGUCAAUGGUAUCGUGUUUUUAUAUCACUUGAAGAUGAUUAUCUCAGUAUAUCACUUGAUGAAUCAUAUGAAAAUAUAUUAACGUCUAAUGGUGGUACAACAAAUGGCAAUAUUAAUAAUAACAAUAUUGAUAAUUUCAACGAUCCAGAUGUACCAGAUUCAGUUGCUAAUCAAAAACGUAUUGUACGUGUUGUUAAAAGUGAUAAUAAUGGUCUUGGUAUAUCAAUAAAAGGUGGAAGAGAAAAUAAAAUGCCAAUUCUCAUAUCAAAAAUAUUCAAAGGAAUGGCUGCUGAUUCAACUGAACAAUUGUAUGUUGGUGAUGCAAUAUUAGCUGUUAAUGGUGAGGAUUUACGUGAAGCAACACAUGAUGAAGCUGUUAAAGCACUCAAGAGAGCUGGAAAAACAGUCGAACUUGAAGUAAAAUAUUUGAGAGAAGUAACGCCGUACUUCAGAAAAGCUUCAAUAAUCCAAGAAGUUGGAUGGGAACUUCAGAGAGGUUUUUUAAGUGCAACACCACCACCACCAAAGUCACCACCUAGAGCAGAUACCCGUUAUCUUCCACUUCAACUUUGUCGACUCACUAGAGCUCAUCCGUCUUCUGAUCCUGAGGGCAGAAUUUUGGAGCUUCAUUCACCCGAUGGAGUUCACGAGUGUUGGCUGAAAGCAUCCGACAAUGCUGAAGCGAAUGUGUGGUUCAAUGCACUUCACUCAGCACUAGCAGCCCUCACCCAGAAAGCUUUGAGGCUUGCGUCAGCUCUACCAGAUCCCCCUCAACUUCAACACAUUGGCUGGCUUGCAAGGCGACACUGUAUGAAGAAUGGCAGAGCAAGUAGUGAGAGCAGUGAAGAUGGUGCAAGCAGUAGUGCAAGUAUGUCAAGGGGUGCCAGUAGUAGUUAUGGUUGUGCUGGUGGUUGGCGUAGUGUUUUUGGUGCUGUAUCAAGACGUGAAUUAAGGCUUUAUGAAUGUGCACCAUGGAGUCCAGAAGCAUGGGCAUCACCCAGUAUCACAUGUCCUCUUAUUGCAACAAGAUUGGUGUCAUCACCAAUGAGAAAUGGUGAAGCUUCUAGCAGCAAUUCAGGAACAAUGCAUGGUGCAACAUUUGCAGUACGAGUUGGAACAUCAUCUGGUGUGAUAAUGCAUCAUUUGAGAACAGAAACACGCAGAGAUUUAGCAGCCUGGGCAAGAGCAAUCAUACAAGGUUGUCAUGCUGCUGCACAUUCUUUACGUGAAUAUACAAUUCAUUGUAUAUGGCAAAAAAAUCCUUGUAAAUUAGUUGUCAAUCAUGAAGAAGGCUUCAAGCUUUUUUCAGCAGGUAAUAGAGGAAUGAAUGGUGCAAGUCCAAGUUCACCACCAGCACCAUUAUGGCAACGACCAUUUGAUAAACUUAGAAUGUCUGCUGAUGAUGGUACGAGAUUACUUUGGCUUGAUUUUGGUGAUGAUGAUACAGAAAUUGAAUUAGAUCUUGAGAGUUCACCAAAACCAAUUGUCUUUGUUCUUCACAAUUUUCUAUCGGCAAAGAUACACAGACUCGGAUUAAAUGCAUAGGGGUACGAGGGGGCUUCAAUUGAGGCUCCCGAUCUUCCACCACAUACUCAUCGUUCUAUAACAAGUGUCUGCCUCCACUAAAAAUAAAUAAAUAAAUAUUCCACUGUAUCUGAACAAACAGUGUACCCUAAUAAUUCCAAUAUUUUCAAACGGAUAAGAAGGAAAACAAAAUACAAUAAUACUGAUAAAAUAAAAUUGAAAAUAAAAACACAAAUAAAUAUAUAUACAAGCUUACGAAUAUACCCUUAAAUCCAAAGAGACGUUCAACAAAAAGAAAAUAAAAAAAAAAGGCUAUUUUAAAACCAAAAGAAAUAAUAAUAAAAAAAAUUCUUCCGGCUUACUCAGGACUCGUUGAAGAUUGGCUUGUACCUAGUAUGUAUAAAAAAAAAAAACCUCAUGAUGAAAUAAUCCUUUGAAAUAAAAAAAAUAAA